AUGUCAGAUUUGAGAUUGGGUCCAGUUGAAGUACACAAUAUCAAGACCUCUUGGUCAAGAACUGACCAAGAUGAUUUUUUCAACAGAUUGUAUCCAAAUUUGUUUGAUCAAAAUAGAUCCUUGCGUCAAAUUUUCCAUAAUGACGAAUUGGUGAUUCACGAGCAUUCAAAUAUAUUUGCUGAUUUGUUUAGCUUUAUUAUUGACAAUAUUGAAGAUGGUGCUUUGUUGGAUGAAUUUUUGUAUCAAUUUGUCAAGGAGAAUCAAAGGUUUGCUGAGACUGCCGUCAAGUACUUGGAACCAAUGGGUAACACAUUGAUAACGACAUUCAAGCAAGUGUUGAAUACUCAUUGGACGAGUGUUUUGGAAUUAGUUUGGAUCAAGGUUUAUGUCUUUGUUGCUAAUUCAAUCUUGCAAUUGGUGGAUGAUAUUUCAAGUGAAACUAGCUCCAUUAACGAGGCUGAUAUUCCACCAUUGAAUAUUCAAAGAAACUUGUCAAGAACCACUUCACGUGAUCAAAGUAUUGUUGGUGUUGCAGCACCUGGUGUUGAAUCACCAGUAUUAAUGGAUUCUGCUCCUACCCCACAAACUCCAUCUACUCCAGUAAUGGAUUUUGACGUGAAGCCAGGUAAGGCUAAGGAGACGUCCAUCUUGAAUAAACACAAUUCGAUUGAAAUUGAUUUGAAGACUAAUGAAAAAUAUAAAGGUUUCAGAAGAUCGGUUGAUGUUGCUCUGUCACCAAUUCAAGUUGCAAUCCCAACUGCUGACACUUUUCAAAAAGUUCACCAUACAAACUUCUCAUCUUCAUUGAAGUCCUUUUUGCCAACUCCAUUGGAGGAAGAUGAAGGAACUUUUGCAGCACCAAGACCUGCAUUUGAUCCUAGGAGGAGAAGAGGUUCAUCAAUGUCGCCCUCACCAUCAUCUCCAUCAACACCACGUUUAUCUUCAAUUGUCAACAGCUCCAGGUUUACCAAUGAUGAAGAUGACCAAGCUGCUGAGUCUGACGUUGAUGACUUUGCCACUCCAAGAGCAAGUAGAAGGGGUUCAUUUUCAGAAAACUACCAACCAUCGCCUUCAUUGCUCAACAAGUUGAAGGUUAAGGAGCAAGUGUAUCCAGAACCACAAUUUGAUGCUGAUGACGAUGUUCUGUCGGAAGAUUCCAUCGAUGAUGCUCCAUUUGAUCCAAGACAAAGAAGAAGGGCCGGAAGUGACAAGAAGGCUGAUGAAAUUCCGUCACCUGAAUCGUCAGAAGUUGAUGAACAAGAAGAAGAAGCUUUUAUUUACAAGCAACACAAGGAUGUUUCAAACUCAAUUCCUGAAAGAUCGUUGAGCAGAGGUGGUUUGACCGGUGGUACUUUUGAUUAUCAAUCAUUUGGAUUGAAAGGAUUGGCACCGAUUGUGGAAGAUGAUGACCGUUCAUCCAAAUAUGAUUCUGAUGAUGAGAAAAUGAUGAAUACGAGAAAAUCAAGUUCUGGAUCGAGUUGUGGAGAAUCAGAUUCUAGAGCAAGUUCGUUGUCGUUGCACCACUCCGAUUACAAAUCGUCGAUUUCUUCGGGUGUCGAUUCAUACAAUAAUGUCAAGGGCGCAGGUGUUCACACUAGAACUGCCUCUGUUGAGUCUGAUGAUUUCCAAUUUUUUACUCCAGCUACAAAUACAAAAGUGCAUCAUCAAUCGCAGACUUCGCAAGCUGCACAACGUGGACACAAGAGAGAAUCAUCAAUGUACUCGCUCAGCAAAAGUUGCUCAGCAUCUGCUGCAUCAAUCACUUCAACUUCAAGAGCCUCAUUAGGGUUUAUGAGAUCAUCAUUUGUGUUGAAGAAGGAAGUUGAACAGCAGGGUUACAAUUAUCCUGAAAAUGUUGGUCCUAUUUCAUUGCCAUCUACACCAAGAAUCAAUAAUCCACCAACCAUGAGCAAUACUUUGAAAUCGCAACAACAGUCGUUGUAUGUGCACAAGGCUAGAUCAGCAAGCUCACUCAAGAUGGGAAGUAAGAAUGAUAGCAUGCAAAGCUUUGUUUCUGCCAAUGACAACUCCUAUGAUAUGAUCAAUGCUUUUGUCACCAACUUGGAAUCAGGCAACCAAUCAACAACAACCGUUAAUACAAAGUCAAUUGCACCUGCAAAGAAGACUGGGUUUUUCGGUAGAGUUACAUCAUUGUUUUCAAGCAAGUCCACCAACCCAACACCAAAAGCUACCCCUAAAUCCACACCAGCACCUUCAAGAAAACAAUCUGUUGCCACACUUCCCAAAUCAGUACCAUAUGGUGAUCUUGCCAACAAACCACUUCCCAGUGUGUCAGCUCACUCAACCAUGAUGGCCAAAACUGAUUCUGGUUACUCAACAUCGACAACAGGAGCACCUUCAACGACUAGAAAGUCAUCAUCAUUGUUUACACCAUAUUCCAAGCCAUCUGUUAGUGCCAGCUCGACAAACUUGUCAUCAGUUGCAAGUACCAGUGCAUCAUUGUUUGCUCCUCAAACCAACAACUCCAGUCACUACAACAAGCAUGGUGCUUCAAACCACGAUUUGACUUCGGUUUAUUCUAAUGGAACUUCAGGUACUAGAAUCACAAUGUUUAGAAGAAAAGACCAUGGUGAACCAAAAUACGUUCCUCCACCAACUAAACAUACAAGAAAAGGUAACAAGUACAAUGUUAAGAAGGUGCCUUACAACGUCUUUGCUUAA
Messenger RNA from Lodderomyces parapsilosis, 2682 nucleotides. RefSeq lists its product as uncharacterized. Gene Ontology annotation, biological process: cellular response to nitrosative stress; nitric oxide catabolic process. Lineage: Eukaryota; Fungi; Ascomycota; Pichiomycetes; Serinales; Debaryomycetaceae. The record is from RefSeq and is a predicted model, not a curated record. Gene Ontology annotation, cellular component: intracellular anatomical structure. Gene Ontology annotation, molecular function: oxygen binding; nitric oxide dioxygenase [NAD(P)H] activity; FAD binding. The coding region runs from base 1 to 2682 and encodes 893 amino acids. The transcript has a single exon.